AUGGCCGCCCGGAGCGCUCUCCUCGCCGCCGGCGCCGCAGCACUGGUCGCCGUCGCGGCCGUCUUCCUCCUGCCCGACCCCGCUUCCCGCCUCCCAUGGGCGCAGCGGGGAUGCUUCGCCGACCUGAUUCUGGCCAACGCCACCAUCUACACCGCCGACCCCGCCCGCCCCUUCGCCGGCGCCAUAGCCGUUCGCGCCGGCCGCGUGCUCCGCGUCGGCACCUACGACUCCCUCAAGGCGCAUAUAUUUUCUGUCUCCUGCGUUUCGCUCAAAAUUGACUGCAUAGACUGUAAAGUGCAGGAAUUCAAGGGCCGAGACACGUAUGAGCUGAAUCUCAGUGGCAAUGUGGUGCUCCCGGGAUUCAUCGACUCCCAUGUGCACCUAAUCGACGGCGGCCUGCAGUUGGCGAGGGUGCCGCUUCGAGGAGUUAGAAGCAAAGCUGAGUUCAUCAGCAGGGUUAAGGGAGCCGUCAGAGAUAAACAUCCUGGCGAGUGGGUACGCGGAGGAGGUUGGAACAAUGAUUUUUGGGGUGGUGAUCUCCCCACUGCAGCUUGGUUAGACGACAUAUCUCCUGAUAAUCCAGUCUGGCUCUCACGCAUGGAUGGUCACAUGGGAUUAGCCAAUUCACUGGCUAUGAAGAUUGCUGGGAUUGACAAAAACACAAAUGAUCCAGUUGGUGGAACUAUUGUAAGAACAACGGAAAGAGAGCCCACUGGUCUUCUGGUUGAUGCUGCUAUGAAGCUUGUAUUUGAUGUGGUUCGAGAAGACUCUGUAAAUGAAAGACGAGAGGCUCUCCUUAGAGCAAGUAAACACGCUCUAAUGAGAGGGGUGACUACUGUUGUUGAUGUUGGAAGUUAUUUCCCUGGAACCUCAGAAGAGCAAACUUGGCAAGAUUUUUCUGAUGUCUAUGAAUGGGCUCAUUCUAUGGGAAAGAUGAUGAUCAGAGUCUGCUUAUUCUUCCCAAUGCCGACAUGGCCUCGUGUUUCUGAUCUUAUUCAUGAAAGAGGUCGAUCUUUAAGUGGGUGGAUUCAUCUAGGUGGUGUGAAAGCUUUUCUUGAUGGUUCUUUGGGUUCCUCAAGUGCAUGGUUCUAUGAACCUUAUGUGGAUGCUCCGAGCGAUUAUGGUCUCCAAUUGUUAGAUAUGGAUGUUCUGCUCAAUGCAACAUUAGAAUCAGACAAAUCAGGACUUCAGGUUGCCAUACAUGCAAUUGGAGAUAAAGCUAAUGAUAUGCUGCUACAUAUGUUCGACAAGGUUGUUAGUUUGAAUGGAACGAAGGACCGUAGGUUACGGAUUGAGCAUGCACAACAUCUAUCCCCAGGUGCAGCAAAGCGCUUCGGAGAGCAUGGUAUCAUUGCGUCUGUGCAGCCAGAUCAUUUGUUGGAUGAUGCUGACUCUGCUGGGAAGAAGAUCGGGGUAGAACGAGCUGAGCGGAGUUCCUACUUGUUCCGAUCACUACUGGCCGGUGGCGCACAUCUGGCUUUUGGUUCUGAUUGGCCUGUUUCAGAUAUUUACCCUUUGCAAGCUAUUAGAACUGCGAUGUCCCGCAAGCUGCCUGGAUGGGACGAGCCUUGGAUCUCCGCAGAGCGCUUGCCCCUGGAUGAUUCCUUGAAAGCGCACACGAUAUCUGCCGCCUACGCCUGCUUCCUGGACCAUGUUGUGGGUAGCCUCGUCGAAGGGAAGUACGCCGACUUCGUGGUCCUGCCGUCCACCUCGUGGCGUGAGUUCGCCGGCGACAUCCCGGGGCACAUCCUGGCGACGUACGUGAACGGCAAGCAGGCCUAUCCGUAG
Triticum turgidum subsp. durum (durum wheat) is the source of this 1788-nucleotide messenger RNA. The record is from the annotation of a GenBank genome assembly. NCBI's taxonomy places the organism in Eukaryota, Viridiplantae, Streptophyta, Magnoliopsida, Poales, Poaceae.